This is a messenger RNA of Tribolium madens (black flour beetle), 4793 nucleotides long. RefSeq names its product zinc finger MYM-type protein 3 (gene woc). The coding region runs from base 436 to 4698 and encodes 1420 amino acids. The transcript is spliced from 13 exons. The record is from RefSeq and is a predicted model, not a curated record. NCBI's taxonomy places the organism in Eukaryota, Metazoa, Arthropoda, Insecta, Coleoptera, Tenebrionidae.
UCUUCCGACAUGUCAUUUUAUUAAAAACCACUUUGCGUUGCGUAGUAGUCCAAUGGAAGUAUAAUUUCUAUGAAAACGACUCAAGAACACUAGAAUUUCCUUAUUUGUGUGCUACGACUCCCAUAGGGGAAAUGCCCGAACUUUGAUAAUGAAUGUUUGGCGCGUUGCAGUUGGCAGCAAUGUUGUUAUUUCUCUAGUUGCCACCAUUAUUAUUGUUAAUGUUUCGUGAUAAAAUGUUUGUUUGAUUUUUUAAUUCCAAUAAGUCGAUGUAAAUUUCUUUGAGUAUGUAAAUAUAUAACUUUUUGGAAUGUUUCAAUUAGUUAAAUAGUUAAUUAAAUUUUGGGUGUGUAUGUGACUUAUUUCGAGGACGCCGGCAUUUGUUGAAGCUGUUAGAAAAGUGAGAUAUUUCUCUCUGAUUUCUUAAAAUCCUCAAGCAUGAAUGUCAAUGACAUUUUCGAGAAUAUUAUUCCUAAAUCUAGCAUGGAGGUAGAACCACCAGCUGAUUCCGAAACUAUUGAGCCCUCUGUGACUAGUGAUACCCCCAAAGAAGCCCCAGAAGACACAUCAACGAGGGAAGAUCUAAACCAAGAACUUUUUGACACCAUUAUGGACACUUCUGACCAAAUUCCGAUUGAAAAAGACAACACAAAUGAAACAAUUGAGAGUAGCGAUAAAGUAGCCGUAGACCCAACACCACCUCCACUCGAUACUCAAAUUCCGGUUGAAAAAGAAAACACAAAUGAAACAAAUGAUAAAAUAGACUCAACGCCACCUCCAGUCAGUACUCAAACUACAGAGGAAAAUAGUAGUAUAUCUGAAGCUAUUGAGACACAGUCUGAUAAUAUAGAGAGUUGUGAUAAGUUAGAGGAGCAAGAAAUCGGAGAAAUGACAGCGGAUGUGAUUAAAGAAAUCGAAAAAAUUAAUGAAAAAAUGGACGUUGAUAACCCCGAAGAAAGCAACACUAUUGAAGAAGAGCACAAGGAUGUUAACACAAGUGAAGAGAGUGAAAAAACGUUAGACAGUUGUAUAGAAGAAGAAGAAAAAGACGAAUCUCAAGACGCAAAAAGUGAAGAUGAAACUGCUGACAAAUCCUUAGAAAAUGAAGAACAAACAAAUACUGUUGAAUAUAUAGCAUUCAAUGAAGGUGGGAUAUCAAGAGAACUUGAAGAAAUAAUGGAAAAAGAUGAUGAGUCUAACGAAAAUGAAGAUAAAGACAAUGAAGAAGGUUCAUUUGAAAACACGGAAGUAAAUACUGAAAUUGAAGAUGACGAUCAAAGAGAAAAACCCUUAUUUGAAAGGGUUAAUCUUGAUAAAGAAGAUAACGAUAAAGAAACAAACAAUAAGGACGAAUUGCUUGAGGAGGAUCCUAUUGCCUCUGAUGGGUUUAUUCCAGAAAAUCAAGAAGGGGCCGAUGAGGAGUUGUGUAUAAUCCCCGAUACUGAACGAGUCAUAUCACAGGAAGAAAAAGAAGCGGCUUUCUCAAUCCCGCCCCUGAGAGACAUAUCAGAAGCAAGUUCUUCGAACGAAAUUACUGAAGAUGGGGCCACAACUGUGCCCCCUGUACCACCCACUGAUGCCUCUUCCUCCACCAACAAGUUUAAAAUAUCAAAGUGUAACAAUGAGGAGCUCCAGACUUGUCUUCAGUGUGUCUUGAAACGUAAAGUCAAAUAUACCGUUACUAAAGACGACAACGUACAAUACAUUUGUCACGACAAUUGUUUAGACAAUUUUAAAGUUGACCAUGCGAAUAAUUAUGUUUUGACGUGGGAGGGCGAAAUCCGCGUAAAAGACUUAGCGACUAAUAGAGAGACUCCUAAGUUAUCCUUCGAGCGCAAAUGCGUCGUGUGUAAAAAGAAAACCGACGAUGAGGAAAACAAUCUAACUUGGGAAAUAAUGGACUUUUGUAACGAAUUUUGUUUAUCCAAGUAUCAGAAGGAAAUCGGUUCGAUUUGCGCGAGUUGUAAUUCCGAAGUUCGGCCGAAUUCUCUCGGGAAAUAUUGCGUACGUUUCGGCAAUGAUAUAAGACAGUUCUGUUCAAGUCACUGUCUUGAAGAGUACAAGAAAGGCCUCAAAGUUUGCUCAUACUGUCAACAAGACAUGUCGACCGAAUCUGACGGUUUUCUAGCACCUGUUGGCGACAAAGGCCAGUUUAAAGACUUUUGUUCGCAAAAAUGUAUGGAAAAUUACGACAUUAUGACCAAUAAUAAGCCACCAAAAGUCGAAGAAGGCACCAAAUGUUCGGUUUGUAAAACUGAUAAUCCAAUUACGAUCGAAUACGAGUCUGAUGGAGCGCCGAAUUAUUUCUGUAGCGAUAGAUGUUUUGUCGCUUUCAGUUUCGUUAAUAAUAUAGCACCGGGGAAAUGUUCAAUGUGUCGAAGAUACUUCCCUAAUGAAGUUUUAGAAAAAAACACUAUGUUUUAUGAUAAUGUUCAGUAUAGUUUUUGUUCGAAUAGUUGUCAAAAUAUUUACAUAAUAGCACAUCGGAAAAUAGUUCCAUGUGCGUGGUGUAAAGUCAAAAAAUAUAAUUUUGAUAUGAUUCGGAGAUACUUUAAAACAGGGCCUGUACUAAAUAUGUGUAGUAUAAACUGUCUUAGCUUAUUCCAAGUGUCAGUAAAUGCCGUACAUUCGAAAAAAACCAUUUGUAAUUUUUGUAACAAGCGUCAUCAACCAAUGUAUCACCUUACAAUGUCAGAUGCCACAAUUCGGAACUUUUGUUCAUAUUCGUGUGUAAUGUCGUUCCAAAACAAAUUUAAAAAAUCACCCAUUACACUUACCACUGAAGAUAUAUCAUACCCUGUGCCUGCCGGUGAACCUAAAAAAAAUAGGAAAUUUUCAAUCACCGAUUCUGCAAAGUCAAUCUCGCCACCCUUACCGGUGAUAAGUAGUGUCCAAAGUUUGGCCAAUAAAAAUGGAAACUACACAAGUAACCAAAAUAAUAAACGAGCAAAAACAAACUCGAACCAACAACACAUACUGAACUCAAACGUCGAACCUUCUGUUAAAGUGAAACAUCAUAUUAUUAUUAAAUCAUCGCCGACACCUGAUCAACGGAAUGUUGCUACAAUGUGCAAGUUGAGACAGCACCAUAAAAGUACAAGUAUUAGACCGAACAUGACCGAUAAGGCAAUGCAGACAGACCAACGUGAGGCCGAAAAAGUCUUAAUCCCGGUCCCCAUCCCUGUAUAUAUCCCAUCCCCGCUCCCGAUGUACUCAGUCCCAGCCCCGUACCCUCUCCCAUUCCCACUCCCAAUCCCAGUCCCGAUUUUCAUCCCAACGACUCGAAAUUCAGCCAAAGGGAUUAUGAAAGAAAUCAAGAAAAUCCAAGUCAAAAUCCCCACUGAUCCUUACGAGGCUGAACUCCUCAUGAUGGCUGAAAUGGUCGCUGGUGAUAAAAAAGAAGAAAACACUGACUCAGAAAGUGACGUUGAUGAAGCCGGUCCUGCUGAUGAGGGCACUUUUAGCCCCGAACCAGUCGAUGCUAGUAACACUUUCGGUGACGAUAUGUUACAAAUGGCACUUAAAAUGGCAACUGAGCUUGAAGAACCCGCUGUGGACCUUGAGGGGGCCCUCACUGCUAAUACCAUAACAGCCCCGCAAGGUAGCGAAACCACCACUGAGGAAACUGUUGAUGAUCCCCAACCGAUCAUGCAAAUGAAUGAAAGACAGUCAUUCAGGGGGCGUAAAAGGGGCGGUAGAGGCGGAAAAGGGGGUUCAGGCUCGAAACGUCGCAGGUUGUCACAACCUGCUGACCUACCGGUGAUACCCCCACAACCAGUAGCGCCACCUGAACCGGCCGAAAAACCCGACGCACAUCUUUGCCUUAAAUACACGUUUGGGGUUAAUGCGUGGAAACAAUGGGUGACUACGAAAAACACCGAAUUGGAGAAAUCGUCAAAGUUUGCGAAACCUUUCAAAACCGAAAUUUUGCAAUUAACUGCCGAUGAAUUAAAUUACUCGCUUUGUCUUUUUGUUAAAGAAGUGCGGAAACCCAACGGGGCUGAAUACGCCCCUGACACGAUUUAUUACCUGUGUUUAGGUAUUCAACAAUACUUAUUUGAAAAUGGACGAAUUGAUAAUAUUUUCUGCGACCCUUAUUACGAACAAUUCACUGAUAGUUUGGACGAAGUCGCUCGGAAAUUUUCAGUACUCUACAACGACUCUCAUUACAUUGUUACAAGAGUCGAAGAGGAGCACUUGUGGGAGAGUAAACAACUCGGUGCUCACUCCCCACAUGUCCUAUUGAGCACUUUGAUGUUUUUUAAUACGAAACAUUUCAAUCUUACUAGUGUACAGGAGCACAUGCAGUUGUCAUUUUCACACAUCAUGAAACACUGGAAGAGAAAUCCGAAUCAAGCAGGCGUGGCCCGAGUCCCAGGUUCGCGAAAUGUACUUUUACGGUUUUAUCCACCCCAAACAGCGAUGCAGAAUAACACGCGGAAGAAAAAGGUCUACGAGCAACAAGAGAACGACGAAAAUCCACUACGGUGUCCAGUUAAAUUGUACGAAUUUUACUUGUCGAAAUGUCCCGAAAGUGUUAAAACUCGCAAUGAUGUUUUUUAUUUACAACCGGAAAGAUCUUGUGUACCUGAUAGUCCUGUGUGGUAUUCAACAACAGCUCUACCGCAAGAAGCACUUGAAAAAAUGCUUCACCGGGUUAAGAUGGUCAAAGAGAUUAAUGUCGCACUUUUAACUAGUUAAGCAGUUUCAUAUUCAGUUUCGCUUAUUCAUUUGCAGGAGCAGUUUUUAUGUAGAUUUAACAUUAAAUAAAAUUAUUUUCUCUUUGUAUUAAAAAA